GCUGGUAUCAAUCCAAAAAAAAAAAACACACACACACACACACACACAGAUUUUCAUUGAAGUUAUCCAGGAAAUGUCAUCUUCAACUGAAGUGGAGCAAAAAGAUGAUCACUUUGAAGAGCUCUUCCAGAGGUUGCAACCAAAGAAGCCUGUAGCAGGGAGCCUGCUGGCUAAUUACCAAGGCGUUUGGUUUGGUGCAGAUUUACUUCAAGCUACAUUAACCUUUCAAAAGCACUUCAAAGCCAUUGACUCAGACAUUAUUUUGGCCACCAUGCCGAAAUCAGGAACCACAUGGCUUAAAGCCCUCACCUUCAGUAUUGUUAACCGUAACAAUCAUUCAGUUGAUGAGAGCCCUUUGCUCUUCUCCAACCCUCAUCAUCUGGUCCCUUUUCUCGAGAUGUAUCUGUACAAAGAUGGUAAUAUUCCUGAUAUAGAUGCUAUGCCAUGCCCGCGAAUCCUUGCGACUCACCUACCUUAUCAAUUCCUUCCAAGCACCAUUUUGGAUUGUUCCAACUGUCGAAUCAUCUACCUUUGCCGAAACCCUUUGGAUGUAUUCACCUCUAUCCUGCACUUUGUGCGGCAAAAUCGUUCUGCAUCAAGGCCAUUGGAGUCUGUUGAUGUACCUUUUGAAACAUUUUGUCAGGGUAUAUACCCUUAUGGUCCAUUCUGGGACCAUUGUUUGGGAUAUUGGAAUGCAAGCUUGAAGGACCCUCAGAAAGUGUUGUUUUUGAAGUAUGAGGAUUUUAAGAAAAAUAUCACUUGCUCCGUGAAGAAGAUAGCUGACUUUUUAGGUCAUCCAUUUUCAGCUGAGGAAGAGGAAGCAGGUUUGGUUGAAGAGAUAGCAAUGCUUUGUAGCUUCGAAAAUCUUCAGAAUUUGAACUGUAACAAGGAGGGGGAGAUACAAACUGUUUUUAGAGCUAAGCAUAGUUCCUUUUUCAGGAAAGGAGAAGUCGGUGAUUGGGUGAAUUUGGUACCACCAUCCAUGGCCAACCGACUCGAAAAACUGAUGCAAGAAAAGUUUGGUGAAUCAGGGUUGACACUGGAUAUCCAUGGCAAUUCUGUCGGCCGAAGAUGAAUGUUGGAUGGGACGGAUCCAUGUUUCAACAGUUUUUCCUCAAAAAACAAAGAAAACAAAAUAAAAGGCCUAAUUCAGUUACGUUCAAAUUGUUUGUUGCUUAUUGUUGUGUAAGUGUGUGUUUGUAUUAAUUACUUUUCAUUAAGUUAUUGUAAG
Molecule: messenger RNA, 1231 nt
Organism: Coffea eugenioides
Lineage: Eukaryota; Viridiplantae; Streptophyta; Magnoliopsida; Gentianales; Rubiaceae
Product: cytosolic sulfotransferase 15-like
Exons: 1
Coding region: 74-1075 (333 amino acids)
Biological process (GO): sulfation
Cellular component (GO): cytoplasm
Molecular function (GO): sulfotransferase activity
Source: RefSeq, a predicted model, not a curated record